Messenger RNA from Racocetra persica, 164 nucleotides. NCBI's taxonomy places the organism in Eukaryota, Fungi, Glomeromycota, Glomeromycetes, Diversisporales, Gigasporaceae. The record is from the annotation of a GenBank genome assembly.
AUAGAACACCAAACACUUGUGUUGGCAAUACAAACCAGAAUAUUGGUACCAUAAACAGCUAUUAUACAACUCAUAGAAAAUAUCAAAAUAGUAAUUCUAAAGAAAUUUCUAAAGAAAAAUGCCAAGAUACAAGAGAUAGAAAUAUAGCUAUAGCGAUAGUUUGA